Molecule: messenger RNA, 2610 nt
Organism: Neurospora crassa OR74A
Lineage: Eukaryota; Fungi; Ascomycota; Sordariomycetes; Sordariales; Sordariaceae
Exons: 1
Coding region: 517-2151 (544 amino acids)
Source: RefSeq, a predicted model, not a curated record
ACCUAGAACAGAUAAGUCGGGUUGGAUAGGCGCUGCAUGACGGGAACAUCCAUUUGCUUCCCUUGUCAGCGAAGGUGCACCUGUGGCAGUCGCAACCGACCAUCCUUCUGAAUCCUGUGUUCAGAUGGCAACUGAAGCUACAAUUCACCAAUCUUUCCCAUCGGAUGUCUUUGCCUUCAGUUCUACUUCUUGGCUUCUAGCCCCCCACGUACCCGAGGACUCUGGCCGGGCCAUCUGUCAUCACCUACACAAUUGUUGAACCAUACAUCACCAUUUGUCAACUGUGGCAUUUCUAUACUUCAGUCAUUGUUGUCCCCUUUCCCAACCACAACGAGCGGCAUUCGAUUGUCCGUAUUCGGUUUGUCUUAGCAUCGUUCAGCGAGCCAGUUUCGACUCAACCUCCUCUCGUCGGGCUGCCCACCAUUUUCUGCCUCACACCAAACACAUCAAUCUCCCUUUCCUUGAGAUAAACCGGAAAGUCUGCCCCGCAACAAGCCUACAUCAGCUUCGCGCCAAAUGCCAGGAAUUUUUUCCGAAUGGGAAAGCGGCGAGUGGCGAUCCCGCAACAGACCUUAUCCCGAUGACCACCCGUCUCGCGUUGCAAUACGCGGGGAGCGUCUGCCCAGUUGCUUCGAACACGGACUCGACCUUUGCACCAUCCAUGGCAUACGACACCACGACGCAUUUGCUAGAUCUGAGGCAGUUGCAAAGCUCUGCGAGACCUCUGCGGACAAACGCUAUGCCAGGGCUCGCAAUGCCCGGCUUAUCAUGAGCAACGAGGUCCCGGAUAUGCCGACGGAUGAUGUCAAACCCUACUGUAUCUGGUACCCCGACACGGCCAAUGAAGAGACAUACCGACUCUUGGUAAAGCGCUAUCCCGACAUGGCAUAUUCUGUCGGUCGUGCAUGCGCUGUGGCAGGAUACGAUGGAUUGUAUCAUGAGCUUGACAUCCUUCCCGAGGUCUCCAUCGCCGAAGAGGCUAGAGAAAGCUCGGCGGCAAACGCCGGAUCUAAGGCUAUCUUUGAGCACAUCAUGAAACAACCAGUUUGCUACGCCGUUUUAAACGAUUACACCAGGUCUAUCCACCACCAAAACCCACGGUCACCGGCGUUUAUGAACGGAGAUACAGCCGUCCGAUCAACACUGAAUGUGACGAUCGCCCCGGAGGAUGGAAGUUGGAGAGACGUGGGGUUCCUGGAUGAUUGGGUCCCCUUCGACAUCGCCGAGGACGGCCAUAUUGCCGAGGUCACGACACACGCAACCUGGUUUGAAUCACAGGGAACACUGCCUCCAGAACACGUUGAACUGCUUUAUUCACCCCUGCCCUCGCAUCUACCCACCAUCAUCAAAGACCCGUUGAUCGUUAUGGCCGCUUAUGAAGGUAAUCUGGACCGCUAUCUUCGCCUGCGACGGCCCGAUUGGGUCAUGCAAGAACAUGGGGCUAUCCUUCGAGGCAUAUACCACAACACUACCUUUGCCAAGUGGUGGUCGCUUCAGCCACGAGAGGACCUAGCAGGGAGCAUUCGAGCGGCCAUUCUCGCACGCUUCAUCAUGGUCAAUGACCUGUCGCACAUCACCGCAACAGAUCCACAUCCAGAAGAUGACUUUGACGAGAUCCCCGGAAUGAUAUGGUGGCCCCUUAUUCCUGCCGAGAGAACACUGGAAGUCCUUGCCAAACGCCGUCCGGAUAUGCACCUUCAGGUAGCCAUGGCCUGCAUUGCCGGCAACUACAAGGAGUUGUGGGACAAGUUGGCUCCCGAGCCGUCUAGACAGCUGUAUGAACAGGCUUCGCUACGCCGCGAUCCUAGCGUUCGCAACCACUUUGUCGACUACCUCGAGCGCCGUACUUCUGAGCUAGGGUUAGACGUCAAGGCCCUUCAGGAGGUGAACGAACUUCCUGCUCACGAUUGGUGCUGGAAUGCGGCGAGACUCGACAAGGAGCCCACUAGCUGCUGGUUGCCCAGUAAGAUCAGCAUAACGGCUGCAAGCGACUAUCCUGACACGGAUAAUGUCUACGGAAGUCCCGACCAAACCAAUUUGGCCGGUAGGGACUCCAACUGGGAACUCUAUAUCUGUUCAUCAGAGGAAGUGCGGGCCAAAAUACCGGUGUCACGAUCCGUAAUUGAGCUGUAUGGUAGUGAUGAUGAAUAGGGGUCGGCAAACAGACCGGGUUCAUUCUUCAGACAUUUCUGGGGCCGAAGUUGACAAUUCAUUGACCUGGAUACAGAGUGGAUUUAUGCAAGGGGCGGAUGAUCAGUAUGUGACUAUCGCAGAGUUGUGAGCACAGGGAUAUGGUGGUGGUGCUUGUGUUUGGGAGGAGUCGACGCUACAUACCUCUAAGUGAAGUAGCAAAAGGAACGUAAAGGCAAUAAGAAGACCAAUAAAUCACUGCACAAAGCUAUAUCCUGAGAACGUAGUCCUCAAACACACGCGCGAGGGCAGCAACCAGGCGUGCAUCACCGUUGAGUUUGACACAGUGGGGCUUUUUUGUGCUCGAACUUGUGGCACAUAGCGCGAUCAAUAGAGGUAGGUAGUGAACAAUCCAAUGCUUGUUUGUUUGUUAGCUUGGUACUCCUGGUAUUCCCAUAGACGAGAUCCAUCCUAAACUGA